Molecule: messenger RNA, 552 nt
Organism: Thermothielavioides terrestris NRRL 8126
Lineage: Eukaryota; Fungi; Ascomycota; Sordariomycetes; Sordariales; Chaetomiaceae
Exons: 5
Coding region: 110-328 (72 amino acids)
Biological process (GO): intracellular transport; protein secretion
Source: RefSeq, a predicted model, not a curated record
CAGGAACACGCUCAACGGAGACAGAGCUUGCUUCACAAGAUCAACUACACCGCCAGCUCUCGGCAUCCCUUCAGCUGACAUUCACAACAAAGGAUAGUGUUCACCCAUCAUGACGGCCCUUUUCAAUUUCUCGAGCCUGCUGCUCGUCAUCCUCCUCCUUAUCUGCACCUGCGCCUACGUGCACCAGCUCUUCCCCGCGAUCCUCGACCGAAACAAGACAGGCGUGACAGGCAUCUUCUGGAAGUGCGCGCGAAUAGGCGAGCGGCUGAGCCCAUACAUGAGUCUGUGCUGCGGGAUCAUGGCGAUCUCCAUUUUCCUUGGGAUGUGAUGCCGACUUCCUUGCCGUGGCAUACAUACUACUUUAUGGAAGGUACUCUCCUCGUUGGUCUGUAUCAAAGGGGAUUGCAACGGUACCACGCGCGCGCCGUUGCGCGCUAGGAGGAGGUUGGUCGGGUCUUAGAGGGGCGUUAAGGAAUGGAUUGGCUCGACUUGGCGGCAUCUAGACGGGACGGUUUAUUGGAAACCAACAGGGGCGAUUCAUCUACCUACGAC